Molecule: messenger RNA, 14831 nt
Organism: Alligator mississippiensis (American alligator)
Lineage: Eukaryota; Metazoa; Chordata; Crocodylia; Alligatoridae
Gene: OLFML1
Product: olfactomedin like 1
Exons: 3
Coding region: 172-1365 (397 amino acids)
Biological process (GO): signal transduction
Source: RefSeq, a predicted model, not a curated record
UGCACAACUUCAUUUUUUAAUGAUAGGCUGCAGAAGCUUAAACAGCCAUUUUAAAUCUUUAAUUUACAUACCCUCAGUUUUUUUAGCCACUUUUUUCACACCAUAGUAUCAGGCAACAAUUAAGUUAAUUUUUAUAGCUUUUCUUUAUUUUUUUGUAAAAAUUCAUGAACAAUGGCAAACCUGCAACUAAGAUUCUUGUUAGUUUCACUUUUCACAAGUAUCGUGGGAGAGGCCCAAUAUGUAAUGCAAGAUGCAGCACUGAUGCAUUACAUCGAUCGGCGUUUUCAAUCUUUAGAGAACAGGCUGGAAAAAUGCAACCAAGAUAUAAUGGAUUAUGUAGAAGAAUUCCGGGACUUCUCAAAGAGGAUAAUAUCACGCCUAGAGGGACUGAAUGUUUAUAAGACUGAGUUUAAAAAUGAAGUGGAGCAUUUGUUAACAAGAGUUGAAAGAGCUCAAAGGGACAUUGACUAUUUUGCUUCUGGGAGAGACUCUGAUGCAUGUGUAGAAGUAGAUGAAGACCUAGUAGAACAGCAACAAAUUGAAGAAGCAGAAGAAAGAAGGAAAAUUAAGCUCGUGCUUAAUGCAAGCUGUGACAACAUGCUUACAGGUAUCAAGUCUCUAAAAAUAGUGAAGAAGACUGGAGAUGCUCAUGGCUCUUGGAUGAAAGAUCCAGGCAAAAAUCAUCCAAAGAUUUAUUUCUUAAACAGAUCUAAGAAUAACGUUAUUUUGGAAUUUGCAAAUAUUAGGGCAUUCAUGGAAAGCAGUAACAUGCUAGCAACCCGGAGAGUUAUCCUACCAACUCAUUGGCAGGGAACUGGCCAUGUCAUAUAUAAAGGUUUCCUAUUUUAUCACAGAUAUGGUUCCUUAAAUGAGAUAAUUAAAUACAACAUCCACAAGAGAAAUAUAACUGACCGAAUGCUCCUGCCAGGUGCUGGACAGAUGCCAGCUUAUGAACUGUUUCCAACUACAAAAAUAGAUCUUGCUAUUGAUGAGCAAGGACUAUGGGCAAUCCAUGCAGAACCAGACAUUGGUGGAAACCUUGUCAUCACUAAAAUCAACCAUCACACCAUGGCUGUGGAAUAUACAUGGGAUACAUCAUGCAACAGCAAGAAUGCUGAAGCUGCUUUUAUGGUCUGUAAAACCCUCUAUGUUGUGUACAACACUCCCAAUGGAGGUACAUCUCGGAUAGAAUGUGUGUACAAUGUCUUGGAUGCUUUAAAUACUUAUGAAGUACCUGUGCUACAUUUCCCCAAACGUUAUGGCAGUCAUUCAAUGAUGCAUUAUAACCCCAGAGAAAAGGAGGUGUUUGCCUGGGGUGAUGGAUCCCAGAUCAUCUACAAACUUGAAACAAAUCAAAAAGUUUAAAAAGUGUUGAAAAACUCAUCAGAUGAACUUAAAGGAAGUACGCCAAGUUUUCUUCUUACUUAUGUUCAAGGAAUUUCCUUAUUUUUCUAUUUGCUAUUAGCUGCAACUGAUUAAAUAAGCAUUAGGUUAAAAAAAAAGACUAGACUUAGGCAGGGUCUUAACAAGUAAUAAUGCUUGGUCAUAACCAACAGAUUCUGAAUUUGAAAACAGAUAUACAUUUGAAAUGUUAAAUAAAGUUAGGAAUUGCCACACUGGAUCAGACUAGUGCUCCAUCUGGUCCAGUAUCCUAUGUUCAUCAGCAAAUGGUACUAGACACAAUUGUUAGGAACUUCACAGGGUGAUACCAUGAGAUGAUUUUCCCUUUUAGGGACAUUUUUCUAUACAGCCCUAAUAGUAGGCAGUUGUUUAUCACAUGAAUCAGUAGCUCCCAAAUAUCUUGUUCAGCCUUUUUUGCUAAGCUCUUGGCCUACAGAACUCCCUAAAGCAAUGAUGUCCCACAGUUUAACUCAUGGAAAAGUAGGACUAGUGGGGAUCUCAGGAAGUCAUCCAGUUCAACCCAUGCUCAAUGUAGGAUGAUCCUGAUUAAACCAUCCCAGUCACAUCUCUGUCUAACUUGCUCUUAAAAACUUACAAGGAUGGGGAUUCCACACCCUCUCUGGAUACUCUGUUCUAAUGUUUAACCACCCUCUUAGUAAGAAAGUUCUACCUAAUAUCAAAACUAAAAUUCCCUUGCUGCAGUUUGAGACUGUUGCUCCUUGUUCUGUCCUCUUUCUAACCUUCCUCAGUCAUCUCUUCUCCAGACCAAUCUACUUCUUUCAGCCUUUUCUCGUAAGUCAUAUUUCCUUGACCUUUAUUCUAAACCUAAAUAUGCAUUACAUUUUUAAAGGGUCUUUUUUAUUCAUUUUAAAUUUUCCAUCUUUCAGUUUUAUUGAAUUAAAAAUCACUUGUGGGUUAUGACAUAGGACAAGUGUAAGUUCUCAUUCAAUCUUCUCUAUCAAGAUCAAGACAAAAGUCCUCUUGAACCUAGCAGCCAAUUGGGCUAUCAUGGCUAAAGCAAAUUAGUUUCUUAGCCAGUGGCAUACAAAGGAGUCAUGAGACUAGUAUCAUAUCUGGCUACCUUUGACUCACCAGUUUGAAUGAUCACUUACAGCUGUGUUUAGUAGGGUCAGUCUGAGAAACAUAUCUGAUGGCAAAGCUUGAAUGCAUGCCAGACUGGCAUAUUUUAAAGUCUCUGCCACUACUUCCUAGGUCACUUAUUUUUGGUAUGGUUUUAGCAUCUUCUCUUAUCAGUUUACUUUGUAAAACUCCAAUUUUUCAGUCUCACUUAAAGAGAUGCUCUUCAUACUUGCAAACAUUCUUCCUACUUACUUUUGAAUCCUUCCUUUAAUUCUACCAUAUCUUUUUAGACACAGGAUGACCAAUAUGCACAUGGUACUCUAGGUAAGGUUAUACCAUUAAAGCAUUAUGAACUAUUGAUACAUUCCAAAGGCACAAGUGUCUUUGUUUUCAAAAUUAAAACAAAAAAAUAGCCCUGCAUUUGUGACAUAUAAGUAACAGCUUCAGGUUUUGGUAUCUAAGGAGGGCUGCAAUGCAUUACACUUAAAAAAAAACUGGUGCUGGAAGUACCAUACUGCACUUAGUCCACAGAAAAUCACAUUUUGUUCUUUACACUGAAAGAGCUGUUGUUCCCUUCUAUAAAUAGUCUCAACAGAACAGCCAAACAUCAGGGAAUGGUUUAAAAAAAAAAUCCAGAAUAUAGCCAGGAAAACAGAGACUAGAUCGAUGCUAGUAUGUUUUAGUAAAGGGAACUACAUAAUUGUAAAUAGCCUAAUAAAAACAAUACUAAACUUGCAUAUAGUUAAGUGGAGAAAGCAGGAAGUGUGAAAAUUUAAAAGAAACAAAAACUGAACCUUCAUAAGCUUUAAAGAAGAUUCAGGUUUGGUUCACUUUUGGAGCAAAGUUUCAAGGCUAUUUUUAUUUUUAGGAAGAACAUGUGCACUAACAAACCCAUUUCAAGAAGUGAAGCCCCUGAGUGCUAAUCCUAAAUCUGCUAUUGAUUUGUUGACAAUCACUUGACAAGUCACUUAACUUUUCAGAGCUUCAAUUCCCACCCCCAUCUAUAAAAAAAAUUGAUGAUUUUGACCAACAGUCCAUCACAAAGCUCACUGAAAUCCAUGCUAAGAGUCACAAGGGUUUCAGUGGCCCUCAGAUAAGACUUUUAUUGUGUAGCCAAAUUCUUCCUCUCCCUUGAACUAGUUUUGUCUCAGACUCACAGCAGCUGAGGCAAAACUGGCUGCUGAGGAGCAGAAUUUCUCUCUGUUGCCUGAGGCUGCCUUAAACUUGCAGGGGCUAAGGCAAGCAGCUCUGGGGUUCAGGAGGGGAAGAAUCCCCCUUAGCUCCCUGGGGCUGCCCUGGGCUAGUGGGCUCUGGGCUCAUGUGGGGAGAAGCCUCCAUACAGUGGGGGCUCCCUGAUGCCCCCAUUCUGUGCUGCACAGGCAGGCACCCAGCUGGGAGAACUUCUUCCUCCCUCCUGUGGCAGCAGCUGAAGCAACUAGCAGCUAGGAAGGGGGGGUGGGAAUUCCCCUCAGCUCCUCAGAGCAGCCUGGGCUGAGGACCCCAGGUUGAGGGAAACCCUCUGAGAGGGAGGCUCCACCAAGGUGGGCCAGCACCAGGAUGGGAUCAUUAACCCCCUGUGAGGGGGGUGCAGGAGGUUGGAGAUACUUGGCUAGGCUGGCAAUGGCCAGCAGGCUGGGAGAUGUGCUCUAGCGUCCCCCUCCUACUGGCCUGGGUCAGUGCAGGCCUCCCCCUGCCUUUCUCAAUUGAAAACUUGAAUGUCAGUUAAGUUGGUUAUUAGGGCUGUGUGAAGCUUCAGUCACUGAUUUGAUUCAAUGGAGAUUCGGCCCGAUUCGGUGGCUGAAUAUCCGCAUCUGAAUUGAAUCAGGACACUGAUUAACCUCUCCGAAUCAAAUCAGAAGCCUUGGAUUUGAUUCUGAGAAAUUUGCUGAUUUGGACAUAGACACAACUUCAUAUGUUUUUUCUACAUACCUCGAGGUACCAGGCAUGGCUCGUGAACACUAAGAUGGUGGGACAGAUGGAGCAUCCCACAGGAGCAUUGGGGGGUGGGGGGGCAUCCCCAGCAUGCUCGUCCGUGGACCCAGAAGUCGACCAGAAGCACUAUGGCCGAAUCGCUGAUUAUCUGAAUCAGCACCAAAUCUUCAGAUUCGGAUUCGGCAGAAUCGAAUCAGGACAGUGAUCGAAAUCAACUAAUCCAAUCACUGUCCCCUGAACUGGGCUGAAUCCAAAUCGAAUACAGCCGAGUUUGCACACCCUAUUGUUUAUCGAUUCAAACCUAUGCAGGUUAGAGGAAGCUGCCUAGAUUGAACCAAUUCUGCCUUGGGACUUUUGACUGUCUGUAUUUAGCCACAUUGGCUUGUUACUACCAGAUUACUGAUAAGUAUUUGGUUGCUGGUAAAGAUAUGCUAUAUUAUAAUUACCUAAAAAUACUGACAAAAUACUGUAAAUUGCUAUGGCAGGUUCCAGAUGCAUAUUAAGACUCGUACUCUGCUCUGAAGAGCUUAACUUCUAUGGAACCAUCUGCUCUUUCUCUCCUGAGCGUGUCACCACUAAUUUUUUUUCUGAGCAGGUUACCUGCCCCCCACACACAGUCAAGCUGACCCAAAUCCCAGAUAUUUGACCAUAUUAAAAAAAAAACAACAAAUGCCUGGACAGAAAGCAGAGGAUCCAAAAAGAGGACAUGUAAGGUUAUGCUUUUAAGACCUCAUCCCAAAAAAUCCUGAGUCUCUGCAGUUUUCUCUAUUAUGGCCUAGAUCCUGCAAGAUUGUAAGAACCAUCAAUUUCCAUUAAAGGCAAAAGGAGUAGAAAGCAUUGGUAUCUCUGAGGAGUGGGCCUGAAAAUAUAACAUGAAGAAACAAUUAAAAAAGGAAGGCAAUUACUGGAGAACUAGGAAGUAUUCCAGAAGGUUUCUUUUUUUAUUUAUUUUUUCACAUGAGGGAGCUGAAUGGAGAGUAAAGGUACUUGGCAGGGAAGUAGCAGGCAGCAUGACAGAAACCUGAGACUUUGAAUACAAGAUGAAAGGACAGAAAGCUGAGAGGAUUAGGAUGUGCAUGUACAGCAAGAGCAGGAAAUUGCAUUUAAAAUAAACUGAAAGGCCAUGAGGAGUGAAGUAGAAACCAUAAAGAGAAGGUUAUAAUAGUUAAAGGCUUUGUCAAGGGUCUUUUGUAACUUAGUUAACUGACUGCCCAAUUUUCCUUGAAUUAAAUUAAUACAAUUGUACAAUGUUCACCCAGACAUCUCACCAAAUGUUUUUUUCAGGCUGAUUCUAGAUCUGGUUUGCUUAGUCUGAGCCCUUGAGCCAGAAGCAGGAAUCAAUGGUUGUAGUGUAUAACAAAUACUUGAGAAGUAGCCUGAAUUAGCAUUUGUAAAGGUGUUAGCAAAUGAAAUUAAACUGGCAAACAAUUAAUUUGACUUACAAUAGUAUUGGAAAGCCUAGUCUGAACAAGGCCAAGAUGAGAAAUGACUAAACCAUAGUCAUGAGCUUUAGCAGCAUAGAAAGGGUGGGUUUCUGCAUUUAUUAAAGAAGAGCCUUCAUGCAUAUAAUGUAUAUAUAUUUUUUAAAAGAUUAACAAGGGCUUUAGAAAAAUAUUAAACAAUAAGCAAAACAGCUGAGUCUUUUUUGCAGUUAAUCUUCACUUGUCUCUUGGGGCUACACAGAAGUAUGGAAAAUAUAAUUUAUGAAAAAGCCAAAUAGUCCUCAUGAGUUUACUCUGUCCCAGAAAGAAUUUGCCUUAAUCUGGCUUGCUCUUUUAUUUGAAAAACAAGAAGACCAGGGCCCUGAAAAUUCAAAAGUCUCAUUUUCAGGCCCCAAGCUAAUCUUGAACAUCCCAUAAAAGAGGGAGAAUUAAACAAACAAGGUCUGAUUUGUGUCAUCAUAACUUACACACAGCAUUUUUAUGCAGCAGUUGGCAACUUUUUAAAAUGGCAGACCCAAAAAAACCUGGCUCGGGUUGGAGGCAGGUUGAUGCUUGCAAUGUAGUACCUGGUCAUGGCUCAUAUGAUGCCCACCAGAGCCAUAACAGCCAAACCCCGCAGAGUCAUAGGCUGGAUCUGUGAACUUGAUCUGGCCCACAGGCCAUACACUGCAGAUGCUCAAAUGGGAUAAUGCACUCUCUGUCUGAGCUACUUCCACUUUUGUUAGAGUCAAACCUCUAUAAUUUUUCAGUACUCUUUACUGAGCUCAAGCUUUCACUCUCUUCAUAAGUAAGCCAUUACACUUUUUUCUAGUAAAGUACAGUAUAGGAUUCUUAUGGGCAAGGAACCAUAAUAAAAUGCAAAAGCUGUCCUAGAGACAAAAAAGCAUGAAAAUAAGUGGGGGAAAGCAAAUGCUGGCAUCUUUAGAUUGAACAUAUUUCAAACCACCAGGAAAUACUAGGUACAGUGUAUCCUAGUAGUAGUUCCUGAAAAACAGGGAGGCUUCCUGCUGAAUUUAUUUGCCCCUAUUGUAUUUUGUGUAGAAUGGGAAACAUGCCUUCUCUUUACAUUUUCUGAAAUUAACUUGUUUAACUAAGAAUGAACCUUAAAUAAAGAGUCUAAAUAUAUGGUUAUAAUUUCUUAUACAUUUUAACUUUGAAUAAUUCAAUCAAAGGAAACAAGAAUUCCUCACACCAGUUAUACUGUAAUUUAGAACCAGGCAAUUAAGAACAAUUACUUCAAGUCCUACAUUUCCAUUAAUAUGAUAGCUGUAGCUAUUUGUUCACCUCUUAUACUAGCAAAUUAAAUCUUAUGUUGAUAUAUUGUCUCUGUUUAUUAAUUUUUUAAGAUACGAAAUAUUGUUACAUACAAUCUAAGAAUGCAAGAGUCUGCAAUAUACCAUACAUAGUUGAAUGAGGUAUUUCUCAGUAAAAACUUAACUAUGCAAACCUCCCCUAAAAGAAAAGGAGGACACCAUGGGCGAUUGAACAGUACUAAAGUAUUAACUGACAACAAAUACAUGUAUAUCAAAAAGACAGCAAGACAGAAAAUAAGUAGAAUUAUUACAAUGAUAUUCAUAGGCUCUCUACAAUAAUAAUAAUAAUAAUAAUAAUAAUAAUAAUAUAAAAGCACUGCAAAACUGUGUGUUAUGUGUUUAAUAGGGAGAUAUCCAAAAUAUAGUUACAAUCUGGGGCAAGAGUGUAACCAUAUACAAAUACGUGCAUAUGUUCCUGCACACGUACACACAUACACACACUCGCAGAAUUAUUACUUUCUAGAUUUCAAAAGUCAUAAGCCUUUCUGUUAUUAUACUGAAACUCUUCUAGGAGAAGUCUAUAUCAUAUUGUGGUUAAAUAUUUCAGCUUUAAAACAUGUAAUUUUGUAUAUACAUGAAAUAACUAUUAAACUAUUUUACAAAUAUUUUAACAAAAGUGAGGGUAGGUAGGUAGAAAACAAAACAGGAAAUUAUCAAUCAACAUAGAAAGGUUCUGCAACAGAGAUAAUGGACAAACUACAGAUAUCACUAAUCCUGAGCAUCUGGACAAUGUCUAGAGGCACUCUGCAGAUUUUAUUACAUUAAAUCAUUCAAAAGAUCAGACCAUUAGGUCUUGGGGCACACACAAAGACUUUAACUUGGUAUUAUAAUAUGUUAAACUCUGCAUCUGUAAACAUACAGAAUCAAUGGCUCUGAAAGGACAUUAAAUUUAAGUUUCUUAACUAUAAACACAAUUCACAAUUCACAUUUUACAAGAACACUUCCACAAGAAAAGUAUAUCAUAGAUGAUGUUCUCAGUAGAUAUUCUCAUUAAAAUGCCUUUUUGCUUUUGAAAAACUAGGGCUAAAGUACAGAUUGAAUCAUGUCAGUAAACGAUCCUUGGAAAAUUAAGUCCUCAUAGAAGAAUUAUAUUCAUUCACUGCUCAGGAAAGAUGGAUUUUAAAGAAAUAUAUGGUUCUAUAUCUUAGAAUUGCCAUUAUAACUAUAUGUCUCAGAACAGGGUUUUUAAAAUUUUUGUAUUAUUCUUUCAUAGAUAAUUUAUACUUGCCAAAUUCAAGAACAUACAGAAAAUUAUGUCUAUAACAUACAUGGAAUAAUCCACUAAAUAAACAAGGUUACACUGCUUGCUCUGGCACCAUCCAUCAAGUGAGGUCAUAGGAUUAAGCCCCAAAGUUAUUUUCUUGUGUGGAUGUAAGAUUUGAAAAUGAUGAUAUGCCUUCAGAUGAAUGGCUAUAUCGCUAAGUGUUAUAAAGACUUACCUUAGCUUCACUUCCACAUUGCAUUUUACUUCAAAAACUUUUUUCAAUGUAUCAGUGAAGAAACUGACAUGUUACCAGCUUUUUUGACAUGUUACCAACACACCUUAUGUUGAUGCAAAUAAUUCCACGUCAAGGGAAAAUAAGUGGAAAAGAGGUACUAUAUUUGAUUUAAAGCAUUAUCAUUCUUGCCUCUAGAGACCAAGAUGCAAACCACAACAUAGGUCACUAAAAAAGGAAAGUAAAUUAAGAUUUAUUAGACAGCAUUUUGUCCCCACCUCACCUGUUCUGCUAGAACAAGCCAAGAGCUAGAAAAGCUCCAGGUUGUCAUGUUUGUUUGAAAUCCAUUGUCACAGAUUCAUUUGGGAAACCUUCACAAUGUUCACUUGCUCUAGUCCUAUCCAGAGAUAUCGCUUUCAAAUGCACCAUAUCCCAGAUCCUGUUUCUCUUAUUAUGCAUUUUUCUUCUGGUUAACUAAAAACUACUUACAACUUUUAGAAAAGCAAUUCCAUGCCACCUCUUCCAUUCUCUCAAACGGGCAACAUAGUGCAAUCUCAGAGGCUGAUCCUACACCAUCCUUUUAUGACUCUGCCCAUGGUAAUGGGCACCAGUCAGUGCUAUGCACCAUCCAGGGAACGUUCUCCCAUUCUCUUAAUGGGCAGAGUUAUAGGUAGGCUUAUAUUCUUUCACCAGGUCAUCAUAUAAGCCUACUUUUACCAUGUCAAGAGGAUCUAGUCCAAUCUAACUUCCUAGAAGCAGAGGAGCCUUGCUGGAAGUCAUCUUUCUCAGAGGCAUCUGCCAGUGUAUCUAACUGACAAAGCAGCAUGGACAUUGUAAAGUAAAAGGAAAAUUGCAAGCCUAGUAUGCAUAUCUAAUAUUGGAAGCUCAAUAAGAAACAAUGGAAACUCAAGAAAAAUGGCAAUGGCCCAAUGUGACAACAUGAGGAUCCUCUUGGGUACCUCAGAAUCAAAGGGAACAAACAUACAGGCAAUGGAAAGAAGAGAGAAUUGCAAGGAAACUCUCUCUUCCAAGAAAUAGCAAGAAUUUUUUUGGUUUUUCCAAGAAAAAACAAGAAAUAGCAAGAAUUUUCAGGGACAAAAAUCACGGAAGCAAAGGUUAAAAAAAAGUUACAUUGGCUGAGGAAAGUAAAGGACAACACGAAGGGGUUCUUUAAAUACAUUGGUCAGACAAGGAAGCUGUAACAGUCACUUUGCCUUGGACUUCACAAAAAAUAGCUACAACCAGAUGGCUACCAAAAAUUAUACAAAGAGGGAAUAAGGUUGAUGUUCAUGCAAACUUAAGUGUCAGAAAGUUUAAAAUGGGUAAUGAAUUUAAGUCAGCAGGGCCUGAUGAAUUUCAUCUUAGGGUAGCAAAAGAACUGGCAGAAGGGAUGUUGGAGCCCUUGACAAUAAUGUUUACAAAGUCAUGGGAGACUGGGGAGAUUCCAGAUGACUGGAAAAGGACGAACAUAGUGACCACCUUAAAAAAAACCCCACAAAGACCCAGGAAAUUACAGAUUAGUCAGCCUAACUUCAAUACUUGAGAACAAUAGCAAAACUACAGCAGGAUAUCAGACCUGGAUGCUGAUUUAAAUAGGGUAUCAGCAUCAUGCAGUAAUGUGUACCCCUGCUCCCCAGUGCUUGGCAUUUCCCCGCUACCUGCAUUCUCUGUUGCUCAGCCCUCCCCAAUAGCCACCCCUGGCUUCUUGAAACAAAACAGCAUCUUUUCCAAGAUUCCCAAAAUUACCAUAUUUUCUCAUAUACAACAUACAUCUUCUCCCAAAAAACAGUGGCUGAAAAUUACAGCAUGUAGUAUAUGCUCGAAAUAUUAUAAAAGCAAUUUCUUCCGCUUACUGGCCAAAAAUGGAAAUACGGUCUGCAGGCAACUCACAGGGAGCAGAGCAAUUAGCAGGAUUGGCUCCCUAACUACUGCUACUUAGUUACUUACUAAGCUAUAAGGAAAGAUUUUUUUUCUUCAUUCUACCUUUCAAUAACAAGGUUCACAUUUUAGUCUGGAGCAUACUAUAUACAGGAAAAUAUGGUAUAAGUUAUGCCUCUAAAUGGUACAUUACUGAAGUAAACUAUAAAGAAGUGAAUUCAUAAACAUCUAGAGGGAAAAAGGCUUAUCUUUAGCAAUCAGAAUUGAUUAGUUAAGAACAAACCAUGCCAGACUGAUUUGAUCUCCUCUGACAAAGUCACUAGUUGGGUAAAUGAAGGGGAUACAGUGUACAGGAACUUUAGUAAGGCUUUUUAAUAAAGUCCCAUAUGACCUUCUCAGAAGCAAAUGGGAAGAGUAUGUGCUAGUUAAAAUUACUACAAAAGGGACAGAUAAUUUGCUUAGUAACCAAAACCAAAGGGUAAAUAGAUCAAUGUCAGAAUGUCAGGAGGUUUCAAGUGAGGUUUAACAGGGGUAUGUCCUAAGUGUGGUGCUAUUUAAUUAAGUAUUUGGAUAUGGGAACAGAGAGCAUCCUGAACAAAUUGCAGAAAGCAUACUCGGAAGGACUGUAAAUACACUGGAGGACAGGAGCACAAUUCAGAAGCAUCUGGGAAUACUGGACAGCUAUCACGUUCAAUACAAACAAAUGUAAGGUGCUAUAGCUAAAGGAGAAUAAUCAAAAUCACAAAUGCAAAAUGGGAGAUAACUGGAUGGGUGGUAGCAUGGCUGAGAAGGAUGUAGGGGUUUUGGUAAAGUUUUAGUAGAUCACAAGCUCAAUACGAGUCAGGCGUGUGAUGCAGUUGUGAAAAAGCAAAUGCAAUUUUGGGUUGCAUCAACAGGAGUACUACAUGUAAGACAGGUGAGGGGAUAAUACCACUCUACUUGGUGAUGACUAAGUCUCUCCAGGGUUGGCAAGCUGAUCAACUGACCAGUCAAAUAACGUCAAUUGACUGCCUAUUAUUUGACCACAAUCAACUGUGGUCAAAUAUUCCAUCAAGCCAAAAAUGCCUUUGUGUAGGUGGCAACAUACCCUUUUAUUGCAUAAAGAUGUCAUUUAUUAGAAAGGGAAGGCAUAAGAGCUCUUCGCCACCCUUCCCUGGAAGAAUCAAGAUCUGCACACAUACAUGCACACAUGCACAUGCAUACACACACACAUACACACACACACACUAUUUAGGAACAAGUACCCCCUAUCUUUCUCCUAUCUCCUGAGCUAUUCUAGCCUCCCUUCUCUUCCUCCCAUUAAGUUCUGGGAUAAAAGGAGAAGAACUCUUCAGUCUUGAACAUGGUGAUACUUAAUUAACAUUUUUAGCUAUAAUUCAGUACAUUUUUUUAGAUUUUAAUUUCAUUAUUUCACAAUAACAGCAAAUUAACUUAUGUUUCUGUAAUUAACAUAGAUAUCUAACCUGCAGAUAGUCAAAGUCUCUUUACGGAUCUAGGAUGUGGAGAAGUUAGAAAGAGUCCAAAGGCAAGCGAUAAAAAUGAUCAAGAGGUUAGAAGUCAGGCUGUAUGAAGAAAGGUUGAGAGAGCUAAGCAUGUUUAGCUUAGAGAAAAAGCUGGUUAAGGGAGGCAAUGAUAUCAGUCUUCAAAUAUCAGAAAGGCUGCCAUAAUAAGACAGAAAACAACAGUUUUCCAUCAUUACAAAUGGUAGGACUUAAAGCAAUGGCUCUAAAUUUCAGCAAAGUAGAUUUAGAUUAGGCAUCAGGAAAAACUUCCUUAUUGUUAGAACAAGAAAGCGGAUGAACUGCCCAGGGAAGCUGUGGAAUCUCCUUCACUGGAGCAUCUCAGGAAGAGGCUGGAUAAGCAUUGGACAAGGAUGAUUUAGGACCUUGCAUGCAGAUGACCCUUGAGGUCCUUAUGAUCCUAUGAUUUGCUUAAUAACUUGGUGAUUCAGACACUUGCCCAGGAAGUGAGAAACUUGAUUUCUAGGCCCCCUUCAUCCUGAAUGGGUUUGUACCCAUACCUACUUCUUAGGGCAGUGCCAAUCAAUGGUGUAACUAUAGUGGAACAAAUGGAGCACUGGCCCCAGGCACUGACUUAGAGAGCGUAUUAGCAUGGUCCCCUCCAGGCACAGGAGUCUUUUCCAUGGGAGACGUAGCCAUGUGCAGAUGGGACACAGAAAGCCAGUCAGGUGCAGCCCCAUGCCCUGUAGUGUAUCUGGAGGAAGUGGAAACAAAUGAAAUAUAUCCCAUCCACGCCCCACCUUCCCCCUUUGUAGGCUUUGCCAUGGGAUGUGCAGUCCUUCACCCAGAAGCAUAUCUGUGGGGGGAGGGGGAAGGGGAAUGAAUGAGGCAUCAGGAACAGCACUGGAGAGUCUGCACCAGUUGGGCUGCUGAACCAGCAUGCAGAAAGCCCAUCCCUCAGCUACAAUAGGCAAGCUCACAUUGCUACAGAGGAGCUGUAGCAGCUGCUACCUGAGAUCAGAGAGCAGGGACAGGUACAAUCCCAAACCCCUACUCCUGUUUUAUAAUGGUCAGCAUAAUUCCCUUUUCCAUCCCCCCUCCCCACAUUUAUUUUGUUAUGCCUCUGGUCCCAAUUGCACCAGACCAUGAACUAGGCAGGACUUGACACCUCUCCCCACCUCCUACUAAAACUGGGACACUGGAUGGAAAGGAAUGUGAAGAUCACAGAGCCUAUGGGAGCAUGACUGUUUACCCCAGUGAGAAGUACACUUUCCCAGGAAGGAGGAAUCCUGAGUUUUGCCUGCUUCUCUCUUCUUCUGGUGCUAGUUACCCAGUUCAUCCAAAUGCCUCUGUCUUGGCAGCAGAGGCUGAAGCUCAAGAAUUCCUCUCCUCCUCCACAGCCAGGUACCAAACCACUAGACUAUAGUUACAUUUUCUCCUGCCUGCUCCCUGGCAUAACGCAUUUAACAUUAGAUAGCCACUGGUCAGGCAAAAUAAAUAACAGCAGAGGCCAAAACUCAAGAUAUCCUCAAGCAAGAGAAUUAGGAAAUGUGAAUUCAAAUCUGCAUAGGGUGAGGUGAGCCUAGAACCCAUUUCCUGACAACUGCCUUAACACCUAUGCUAGUGAGCAAAAGGUAAGCAGUGGCACCACCACCACCACAUUGAUCUCAACAUCAAACAGUGUCUGAACAUGUUUUACCUGACAAAGGAUCUGGAGAAUUAAUCAGAAUGUAAGUGAAUUACAAAACUGAAUUGGAUCAUAAAGUAUACAUCUAUGUGCUCACACUUCUGAGCAUGAACAGCAGACCAAAUCUAGUUGCCCAGGCUGGGUUUUUUUCAGGCCCAUGCAAAAAGGUUCAAAUGAAAGUCCAUAAAGAAUCUAGGUGCCUUAGCAGAAUUUUGGCUGUUGCAACAGCUAGAAUAGGAUCAUAUUUAGUGACCUUGAUGCCUAAAAGUUCAUAAAUAUACGAUCUGACCCAUAGUUACCAAAAGUAAUCCUAAAAGCUUUAAUUGUAUUAUUUGCCUUGGACCGGAAAGUCAACUUUAGUAAAAGCACCUAGUUCUCAAUAUGAGGGCAAGCUCAAGUGUGAAUUCAGCUCACACACAUUAGGGUCUACUUGCAAAUACAUUUAGUUGGGCUCCUUGGCACCAAGGUUCAACCUCCUGAUAUCCCCUACCCAUCUCAUCCUUGGGCAUUUUCAUCAGGGUUGAAAUAUUUUCAGAACCAGCGCGUUAUAGAAAAGGUUAACCCCUAUUGGAGCCGUUAGCAUUUUCCUUUUCAGCAAUUGUAUUGGGUGAUGGAAUGUUGCCGAGUAUAAUGAAAUGCUCGUUCCUUUGACCAGUUCAGCAAACUAAACUGGUUUCCUGAACAUCCAGGAGCAUAUAGGUCUCUUGUCUGGUAGUAAUACCCUAAUCCUGCAAACAUGUACAUGCAGAACUACCCCGAUAUCAAAGGUAAAUAUGUACAUAAUUAUUUUCAGGCUCUAACAAAUUAUAGCAGCCUUCAGACUAAAUUAUAUCCUUUUCUUCUGUAAUAUGUGCAUGAUGACAAAUCGCUAUGAUAUGUUUCCAUUUAAAUGAAUUUUAUUUGUGUAUUUGGUGUACAUGAGUAUAUUACAUGUUUUGUCAAUCUUGGAAUUUCAACAAGAAUAUGAACAAGAAUAUGUUUCUUUUAUAAACAAUUCAUUCAUCAAAUAGCCAAUGCUGCAACUUCUAUAUUAUGAAUAAAUUUGCUGUAUUAUAAACUAGGGCCUUAGAACAGUGAUUCUUGUACUUAUCCAGUACAAUAAAGGAUGUAUACUCAUUCCAGGCAAAGUAUUGGAAUUGACUGCAUGUGUACACCUGUAUAUGCAAACCACUUCUGAUUGAAAUAAACAUUUCAUAACUGUG